Molecule: messenger RNA, 240 nt
Organism: Mesorhabditis belari
Lineage: Eukaryota; Metazoa; Nematoda; Chromadorea; Rhabditida; Rhabditidae
Source: the annotation of a GenBank genome assembly
AUGUGGAUCAAAUCGAUUUUGAUAACUAUUAUUUUGUUGGUAAUAAUUGAAGUGAUUGAUGCAUGGGGUCUUGGUGGCUUGCGAGCAAUCGGAAUUGUUUUGAGGGCGGGUCGAUUGGGUAUGAGGGGACGCGGCGGUGGAAUGUGGGGAAAUCCGUAUGGACGAAUGGGCGGAAUGGGAUAUAAUCCUUGGGGAAACGGCGGUGGAAUGAGCUCAUAUUAUGGCCAAGGAUGGGGACGA